AUGGCGCAUCCUUCACCCUUCAGCCGACCAUGGACCAAGUCAUUUAUCCCUGUCGGAGCACUCACAGUGCUUGUAAUCUUUUUCUUUGCACUACAUUAUAAUAGCAACGUCCAAGGCGAGCAAUCAGUAGCACCUUACCCCGGUGGAAAACUGUCGCAUGGCGAGCUUGUUGCAGCACCCUCCGCCUCUACGAGCAAGCACUCAACCGUGGAGCAUACCACCAAAGUUAAAAGGAAAGUCAUCGUAACCUCAGUCACUCGAAAGAAUGAGACGACAGCAGAUUGGCUCACCGAGUUCUUGCCUGACUGGGAAGCGACAGUCUAUGUCGCCGAUCGUACUUCUGACGAGGAACCGCUGCCGAACACAUCACCUAUUAAGAAGCACUUCCUUCCCGUGAACCAGGGUCGAGAAGCAGCGGUCUAUUUGACUUAUAUCAUACAGCACUACUACAGUCUGCCUGAUUACAUGGUCUUCAUCCACGGCAAGCGAUAUCAGGUACACAAUGAUGAGCCUAUGCUCGAUACCCUUCCUUUGAUCCAGAAGCUCCGCCUUGAACAUGUGGACGAAGAAGGCUACGCAGCUCUGCGAUGCAACUGGAACCACUGUCCGAAGGUCGAGGUCGUACCAGCACUCAACGAGGAUGACGACUUCUGGUCGUUCGAUGGUCUGUAUGCAAAAGCAUGGACCAAAUUCUUCCCACACGAAGACCUGCCUACUGGCGUCACUGGUCCAUGCUGUGCACAGUUCGCGGUGACGCGCGAGGCUGUUGAGCGAUGGCCAAUUGCAAAGUAUGAACAGAUACGGCAUUGGAUGUGGACAGUCGAGGGUGUCGAAGAAGUCAGCAUGAAAACGGGAUUGGUGUUAGAAUACAUGUGGCACAUCAUCUUCGGGAAGCCGCACUACUACUGUCCAGAUACCGAAAAGUGUUGGUGUGAGAAAUUUGGCAUGUGCGAUUUGAAUUGCGAGCGGGACGGGUGGUGUUUGGGACAAUCGUGGUUGAACCCUGAGAAAAACCCACACAUGGGUCUUUCACAAGACAUUCCAACCGGCUGGCCAGAAGAAGGACAGUCAGAGCCUGGCAAAGGCGGAUACUUCCCAUAUGAUGGCUGGUGGCUAGAUCCGGAAGAGAUUUUGAACCAUUAG
Recurvomyces mirabilis is the source of this 1143-nucleotide messenger RNA. RefSeq lists its product as uncharacterized. NCBI's taxonomy places the organism in Eukaryota, Fungi, Ascomycota, Dothideomycetes, Mycosphaerellales, Teratosphaeriaceae. Bases 1 to 1143 code for a protein of 380 amino acids. The record is from RefSeq and is a predicted model, not a curated record. The transcript has 4 exons.